Olea europaea var. sylvestris is the source of this 1479-nucleotide messenger RNA. RefSeq names its product GDSL esterase/lipase At2g23540-like. Gene Ontology annotation, molecular function: hydrolase activity, acting on ester bonds. The transcript has 5 exons. The coding region runs from base 139 to 1269 and encodes 376 amino acids. The record is from RefSeq and is a predicted model, not a curated record. NCBI's taxonomy places the organism in Eukaryota, Viridiplantae, Streptophyta, Magnoliopsida, Lamiales, Oleaceae.
CACACCUCUCCCAAUAAAGGCAUUCUUUUUUUUACUUAUUUGAUAAUUUCAAUAUUCUGAAUCUAAACAUUUAUAUAUGCGGCAUUACUGGAUUUGUUUCUUAGUUAGAUAGCCAUCCAUCUUGCCAGCCAAGAAUUAAUGAAAGCCAUGGAAUCCAAGUUUAAUCACAUUUUGGCUUUGGUUGUUCUGGCGAUUAAUUUGAGCAAUUAUGCAAUUUGCCAAACUCAAGAGGAUUUAGAAAAGGGGGCUUCGUUUAUUUUCGGAGAUUCGUUAGUAGAUGCUGGAAACAACAAUUAUUUACAAACGUUGUCGAGGGCCAAUAUCCCCCCAAAUGGUAUCGAUUUUAAAGCCUCGGGAGGAAAUCCUACCGGCCGGUAUACAAAUGGAAGAACCAUUGGAGACAUCAUUGGCGAGGGAUUGGGACAACCUCACUAUGCGAUGCCAUUUCUUGCCCCAAACACGACUGGAAGAAAUAUCUUAUACGGGGUUAAUUAUGCAUCAGGAGGUGGUGGAAUCAUGAAUGCAACUGGAAGAAUAUUUGUGAACAGGCUAUCAAUGGAUAUCCAGGUUGAUUACUUCAAUAUCACUAGGAAACAAAUUGAUAAAUUGUUAGGUCCAUCAAAAGCAAAAGAAUACGUCACAAGAAGAUCAAUUUUCUCCGUUACUAUAGGAUCCAAUGAUUUUCUCAAUAACUAUCUUCUUCCAGUAAUUUCCGUGGGUGCAAGAAUUUCUCAGAGUCCAGAUGCUUUUGUUGAUGAUAUGCUCAAUCAUCUAAGGGGACAGCUUUCUAGACUUUACAAAUUAGAUGCAAGAAAAUUUAUAAUUGGGAAUGUUGGGCCUCUUGGAUGCAUUCCCUAUCAGAAAACUAUCAAUCAGUUGAAUGAAAAUGAGUGUGUGGAAUUACCAAAUAAGUUGGCACUUCAGUACAAUGCCAGAUUAAAGGAUCUUGUCCAUGAACUAAAUGAGAAUCUCCCAGGAGCCACUUUUGUGCAUGCCAAUGUCUACGAACUUGUGAUGGAACUCAUUACAAAUUAUGCUAAAUAUGGAUUUACGAGUGCGAGUAGAGCAUGCUGUGGAAAUGGAGGACAGUUUGCUGGGAUAAUUCCAUGCGGGCCAACAUCUAGCAUGUGUUCGGACAGGGACAAGCAUGUAUUUUGGGAUCCUUAUCACCCGAGUGAGGCUGCUAACCUUAUUAUUUCCAAACAAUUGCUCGAAGGGGACAAAAAAUAUGUAACUCCAAUGAACAUCCGAGAACUCCGAGAUCUCUGAUUCAAUAAUUGAUCGUUUCUUGGACACGUAUUUUUAUUCUUAGUUAAUCUUUGAAUGUUCUGUUUCUCUUUUGUCCAUGUUCGUAUAUUUAGUGUGCAGUUGAAUGGAGAUCCCUCUGGCCGUUGCAAUACUUUUGUUGAGCACUAGCAUAAUUAUUGUGUACUCGUAAAUUCAAAAUUAAAGAAUGUUCAAGGCGACUACGUUAUUGUG